This is a messenger RNA of Leguminivora glycinivorella, 1212 nucleotides long. RefSeq lists its product as uncharacterized. NCBI's taxonomy places the organism in Eukaryota, Metazoa, Arthropoda, Insecta, Lepidoptera, Tortricidae. The record is from RefSeq and is a predicted model, not a curated record. The transcript is spliced from 2 exons. Bases 99 to 1169 code for a protein of 356 amino acids.
UUAAUCGCUAACUGAUCUCGGGGUCUGAGCAUAGUGCCAAUUACAUUAUAAAUAAUAUAUUAAUAAUAAUAUUGUUGGAGGACAAAUAAUAUAUCAUCAUGUUGAUGAUAUUGACACUCGUAGGCGUAUUAACUUCGGCACGCGCCGACUGCGAUGCCUGCUUCCAAGGAGUCUGCCACGUGAAGAAGAUUGUACUGGAAGGAUUCCGUGUCACCGAUCAGCUUGCCAUUGACCGCACCGACAACAUCCUCUAUGCACAACUCGACUACCGCACCACAGCCAUCUUCCUCGACGAAGCCAGGAUUAGGACCGUCGACGAUCAAAAAUCAACAGGGUUAGCAGUGGAUCAAAAGAACCAAAUCUUGUACUCAAGUUUAGACGGUGUCAUAUACAGACAUAGACACCAAGACAAUGGUUAUAUUACAGAAACAGCCUUUCUACUUGAUCGAGCAACAACACCUGCUAGACUGCGCUAUGAAGACGUCCUGUACACGAUCAACGAGGAUGGCAGCUCAGGUUACUACAGCGAACACUCAAACUCCUUCGCUGGUUACGACAACUUGGAAAAUUUCGCUGUUACCGAUAUGGUGAAUGUAAAAAAUAUAACCAAUUGGUUCUUUGUAGCUGGUGAUAAACUGUACAGAUACAUCUUGGACGACUAUAACCACAUGUCUUGGCAUCUUAUCUCUGGCAAUAAGCACAUUUUAUCUAUUGGUAAAUACGGUGACGUAUAUUUUGGAGAUGCUGAUGAGAAAAUUAUAUAUAAAUUAGAUAGAGACACAAAGGAAUUAGUAAAAUAUGGUAAUUAUGUGGAUGGGUAUUUGGAGGAUUUUGUGUUUGAUAGAGACGAGAACAUCGUGUUCCUUGAUGCUGAUGGAAGCGUGGCGCGAUGGAUACCGAGCGGAGGGGUAUGCGAUGAAGCCGAUGAAUCAUUUCAACAAUCGAUCGAAAAUGACGAAGAUGUCGUUUUAUAUUAUUCCGAUUUCAAAAAAUACUUACAACGAUACAACUACAGGACGUCAGCUCGUGAUCUUACGAUUGACGUAAUAGAUUCCACAAAUGACUAUUCAAUCCAUAUAAGUAACCAAAACAACGACCAACGACCAACCAGUGAAGAAGUAGUAGGCCCUAUAUCACUCGAUGAUGAAUCAUCAUUUAACAAAUUUUAAUUUAACAAUAAAAGUACACGAAUAAAUAGUCUGCUUGAUUCAU